GUUGUCGGUUGGAUUCUUUCGGCUUGCGUGAAGCGCGGGGGAGCGAGCUAGAAAGUUGAGGCGCAGUGAGGGGAGGGGCGGAACAAAGAAAACUGAAGGAGGUCAGAGGCGAGCUGCAUAUAUUAACAAACGGUGGAGUUAUCAAGAAACGAGUUCAUGCGACGAUUAUGCAGGAGGUUAAAACUGAGUAGGUAUGUGGAAAGGAAAAAGGAAGAGGAUAUGUAUGCACGAGAGCAACAGGGUUCGAAGAGGAUCUGCGUAGAAAGUGGGAGGAGGGGUGGCGGCGGGUAGAGAAACCGCCAAAGUUAAGACAAAGCUUUGGGAGGAAAUUGGCUGGUAACAACUUGACCUUUGGCAGAGCUUGGUGGGUAUCGGGAAGACUGAGUGCGAAUUGGAGAGGUUCGAGACACAUCGGACCAAGGUUUGAAGCUCUUGAAUGGAGCUCUGGCCCAACGACGCAACGAGGCGCUCCCAUUCAAAGACGCCCGGGGCGGCCGCUGGUCGCAGUUCCAGAGACCAAGAGCUGAAGGGUAAAAAAGAAGAAAAAGAAAAGAAAGCAGGAAAAGGAGGACUGCGUCAAAGAAAGUUCGAAACUUCUUUCUUCUUACUUACUUUGCUAAUUUCCUUUCUUUUUCCUGUGGCUUUUUCCGUCUCCUGUCACGUUUCGGAUGUCAACGAGGGGCAACGCAGAGGAUGGAUGAAGGGCGCAUACAGGAUGGACACCAGAGAGAUCUUUGUCUCUGUAUACUUCAGGACAGCUGUUUGAUCUCCGAAGUCGCGUGGAGGAUUUCCGUACGAAAAUCAGUGUAGCCGAAUAAGCUUUCGUGUGUUUGAAACCGGGUUUGGUGUUGUGAGAUGGACGCUGUUCUGGCCAGAGGAACGAGACAGGCGAAAGAAAACAGCGGAACGAAGGCAGAAAGACAGAUAAUUUAGAUGGCCCAAAUGAUACGGAGGAUAAAAGGGAAAGCUAAGAAUAAGUAUGAACGAAGA
This is a messenger RNA of Aspergillus versicolor CBS 583.65, 990 nucleotides long. RefSeq lists its product as uncharacterized. Lineage: Eukaryota; Fungi; Ascomycota; Eurotiomycetes; Eurotiales; Aspergillaceae. The transcript has a single exon. The record is from RefSeq and is a predicted model, not a curated record. Bases 437 to 766 code for a protein of 109 amino acids.